This is a messenger RNA of Trypanosoma theileri, 303 nucleotides long. RefSeq lists its product as uncharacterized. The transcript has a single exon. The record is from RefSeq and is a predicted model, not a curated record. NCBI's taxonomy places the organism in Eukaryota, Euglenozoa, Kinetoplastea, Trypanosomatida, Trypanosomatidae. The coding region runs from base 1 to 303 and encodes 100 amino acids.
AUGGGAUUUAACCAGUCUGGAAUGACGGUUGCAGUACGACCAAUGCCGAGCACUAAACUUGAACAAGAAAGUGACGAUGCACCACAACUCCCACCACCACCUACGGGGAUAACAUUGCCAAGGGUGAAAUGCCACGUGACGGGCGGAACCGACCACCUAGCGAAAGCGGUCAAAAUAGAGGAAUACCCAAUCCCUUCCAUGGAGCAACGCAAGAAGGAAGAAUGUUUGGUAUGUAUUAACAAUUUACUCACGGACUCUCACUGUCAGCGCGCUGCUUCAGGUUCUUCGGAGGAGGGGAAAUAA